AUGGUAAGCACGCCAUCUCCAUCAACAUCUUUUCAAAGAAAAGAAUAUAUAAGUGGUAAAGAGCUGGAACAAUUGAUGACCAAAGAGCCACAUUCCACCUGCAUACUGGAUUGCCGCGAAGGAGGAUCUGCUAUACGAAAUGCAAACAGGGUUCGCCUCCCAAAGGUUUUGUACCGGCGUUUGGUUAAUUGCUCAUUAUCGCUAUCCACGUUAUCCCCACGAUUAAACGAUGCGGACGUGAAAGUAGUGAUUGUACCAGAACAUGGGUCUGAUGCCGAUAUUUAUAAUGCGCUUUCGAAUGCACUUCGGAAGGCAAAUAUCCAUUACCGAGUUCUUGACGAUCCUGUUGAAUCGGUUCUUUCAUCGUUCCCGUUGUUAAAAGUCGACGAAGAUCGGCCCAAUGCUCGAUCGUCGGGUGAUGUAGGAUGUCUCAAUUUGAAUGCUCUUCGUAUCGAUCCUGCUGGUGCUCCUCCUGCUACCGACAAGCGGCAAGUAUUCCCUGUCAAGAUUCUUCCUCACCUUUUACUUGGCAACUAUGAAACAGCCAGUGAUGCCAAAGUUUUAGAACGGUUUGUUUUCACUCCACACUUUCUUCUGUAUGAUUUCACAGUUUUCAAUUUUUUAUUUUUUCAACUAUCAUGUGAAGAAAAAGCCAUUUCUUUUCAUUUUUUUCUUUAUUCUCCCUUUAAUUACCUUGCCAUUUAUUUCAAGGUUUGA
This is a messenger RNA of Cooperia oncophora, 717 nucleotides long. Lineage: Eukaryota; Metazoa; Nematoda; Chromadorea; Rhabditida; Trichostrongylidae. The record is from the annotation of a GenBank genome assembly.